Messenger RNA from Mollisia scopiformis, 1233 nucleotides. RefSeq lists its product as uncharacterized. Lineage: Eukaryota; Fungi; Ascomycota; Leotiomycetes; Helotiales; Mollisiaceae. Bases 1 to 1233 code for a protein of 410 amino acids. The record is from RefSeq and is a predicted model, not a curated record. The transcript has 2 exons.
AUGGCCUCGACCACCCCGCAACCUCUCAAUUCUCCCACUUCUCCCAUCCGCUCCAGCGACGAACCCGAAAUUCUUCCAAGUCAUCGCCAGGACAAUUUCAGGCCGCCUCAGCAUGCCAGCACGUUCGAUGGAUUCGAGCGUCGAGUCGAGACGGGCUUCAGGAGCCUCACACGCAAAGGUCGCAAGUCCACUCACACAUCGCUGCAGGAUUGGGCUGCGAAGGACGAACCAUACCAUCGCUAUGUGCGCGAGCUCGUCGCAGCAGGAUGGAGCAAUCUGCAGGACCUAGAUGACUACUUAGGACGUCCCGCUACACAGCACAACGAAGUCGUAUCCGUGUUAGAUAUCACAUCUGCGACGAAGCAUCACUACCCGGACCUGAAGACCAACUUCGAGCUGAAGAAUUUCUUGGCCGUCAACAAGAGACCGGCAGACACCGUCCGCAUAUAUAUGGCAGAGUACAAGAAGCUGCCGUCUGCGGAGCUAAUAGAAGCGUUCGGAAGUAGCUUGCACCUGGAUCGAAGAUUCUUCCAGUGGAGCAUUCACAGCAAAGGCCAUGUCUUCACACCUUCACAGCGACAUCGAGCUCCAUACGUGACUCUCGGUUGUGGGGUUCUAGAUGCUUCAACAGCCAGAGCGACCGAUGUUGAGAAGUUCAAAGUCCUGGUCUACAUUCAUGAUGGAGAGCAAACGGAAACAGGCUGGACAGCGCUUUUUCUCUUCAGCUCUCGAACGAAGAUCAAUAUGUCUGUAGAGCUCCUGAACGACCCGCCUCCUUUCCCCUCUUCUCUACCUCCAAUUCGACCCGAGUUCAAGUCCUUCCGCCAAUUAUACCUCGAUUCCUUUGACUACGUCAACCUCGAUUACGCUGUGAAGUCUCCCUUCAUACUCGUAUCCAGUCUUUUCGGUCUCAACUGCUUCUGCUGGAACCAAGUCAUUACCACAAUUCGAGAAGAAGAUGCUCGUGUGGGAGGGAUUUCGGAUACUACAAUCGGACAUGCGGAAGAAAUCACCAAAACUUUAUCAGCGAUUGAGCGUGGUGGCAGCUACAAAUGGCAUGGCAAAGAUGAACAACCGGCACAAGCCCGCAAAGCUGAAUUGAUAGAAGAUUACAAUCAUUUGGUGGAUCAAAUAAAGCUGCUUUGGGAGACGAGAGACAAGAUGGCCGACAUUCGAAAGCGGAAUUCAGAUACCCGGUGGACUGCUCUUACAAAUGCUUUCACUUACCUGUGA